CAUGAUUCCAUUAGUCUGCAGCCAGACCCUGAGGAAGACAAACAUAGUCAUGCAAGUCCUUUAACAGAAGAUAUAAUUACUAAAGAGACUUUUAAGGACUGAACUUCUUUUUAGCUAGAUUAGAAAUUAAUUUGCAUGCUUUGGUAAUUUUUCAUCUUCAGAAUGAUUGCAGUCAUCAGUAAGAUUGUUCUUUGUAACUGACAUCGAGAGAUAAGUUGUAGCUUUACAGAGGAAAAAGAGCAGAGUACCAACACGGAUCACCCUCAGCGCCACCAGUGCAGUCAUCCCAACCAGGACCCCAUCGACAGACUACCACCAGGAAAGCGAGAGGUCAUGGAGAAGUAUUUUAAACCGGUUCAGAGCCCAGCUGAGCUGGAUGAGCUCAAGCCACGGAAAAUCCACCAUCAUCGCCACCAUCACCUUCACCAUAGCCAAGAUACUCAGUCACACAGGUACUCAAAGUUUGAUGACACUGACAGGAACACAGAUGACAGCCGAGGACAGCCUCGCCACCAUCAGCACAGUCACUAUCUCCAUGAAAGCCCUCGCCACGAUGCUCACUAUCGCCGUCAGUUUCACCACAGUGAAGAGGAUGAGAUCAUUUACGACCAUGACACCCCUGUAACUCUCUCAAGGGCUUCCUCUUCUUCCCUCUCAUCCUCAUCCUCUUCCUCCUGGUACACAGAGUCAAGCGCAAAUGAUCCUUUCACUCUUUCCCAUGCUGAGCGCCCACAGCAUUCUCUGUCCUGCUCCAAUAUCCCAGAUGUGCGCAUAGGUUUCCGGGAAGAUGAAUGCAGUGAGCCCAUUGUCUUCGCUACCGUCAAACACAGCAAAAAAGGCAAGCUGCUUCAUGAAAGCUCACAGCAAAGAGGGAACACUGGCUUUUCUGCUCUUGACAGAGGUCACAGUCGAAGCGAUGAAGCCUUUUUUCAGAGUAAUGAUAGUGGUGGAAGAGAACAAUCUAAGCAAAAUAACUAUGGGCCUUUGUAUAAGUCAGCUAGUUUGAACCGAUGUCUGGCUUUCAGUGAGGAAAACAUUCUUUUAGGGGUCUCCGGUGCCCCCAAGAGAGCAGUAUCUUCAAACCAGCUACCCAGCAAAGGGAUCCUCAAGAAGAAGGAGACUGAUACUGACAUUCGUAAGACUAAAUCAAUGGAGGUGUUGUCCCCAAGAGUUGCUAAAGAACAACGUCCUGGGCAGAAGGGUAAAGAAAUUACUCAAGCUAAUACAGAGCAAGCCAGGGCCAAUUUUCUGCAGGAGAAAUUACAGUUCUCUGCGUUUCUAGAUGAGAUUACAAAGAGCGUUAUAAGUCCAUCGUAUCUCACCAGCUUGGGUGUUAAUAAUAAUAAAACUCCUGCAAAAACAUCUGCCUCAGCCCCCACAUCUAACCCAGUUAAGCCUCAGCUCCCACCAAAAAAAAACAGAAAAGCCCCAGAGGAGAAGACGGGUCAGCAUCCCAAACUGGCCAGCAGACAGGAGAAAGCACCUUUUAGUAGUUCUCGAAAACACUCAGACUGCUCCGAUCCUGACAAACUGAUUUCAUAUGCCAUGAGGAACCACCACGGUAGCCCACCGCCUCGUCACCACCCGCACUCUGCCAGCCAAAGCCCACAGCACGGAAGCAACCGUAAGGACAGGAGGCCUACAUCAGGAGACAGAUUUGGCAGAGGUGGCCCUCACCUCACCGAUGAAACUAGCACCAGCCCUGAAACCAGUCAGUCCAAACAACUCCACCACCACCACCACCACCACCAAAAACAGCAGCAUAGCCAGCAUCCACAUAACCAGCACUUCCACCAACAGUCCUAUCCAGACUCUGGUCACCAAGAACCGAGCAACUCGCCUCCAACUUCAGCCCAAGGUGCAGAGGCAGGGGUCGGAUCUGAGUCUUCAUCCACAAAAUCAGAUUCAUCCAGGGCCAGGGACACAGCCUCCACAGCUACCAGCCACAGCUCAGAUCAGAGUGGUCGACAUCAGCCACAACAUGCUGGGCACUCUCAGCAGCACAGGGAUGUGCUGUGUGAGGCUGACCAUCUUCAGGCACUGCAGGAGGAGAAUGCCGAUCUCCACCAGAACUUGCUGCAGACAGUGGUUUGCAUUGAGAGCCUGGAGGCAGAGCUGCAGAGGACCAGAGACGAGCUCAGUCAUGUCAAGGAGAAAUACAAAAGCCUUCUGCAAACACAUACUGGGACCAAGCAGGCCAAUAACUUGCUGGGGGAGCACCUGCACAUAGCGUCCGAGAGCUUGAGCAGUGAAAGGAAGUACUUGCUUAAUCGUGUGUCCAACCUGAGCUCAGAGCUGGAAGACGCCCACAGGACCAUUGCAGCCCUGGAGAACAUUAAUGUGCCAUGCUUGAUAAAGGAACUACUGGAGAAGCAUUUUGAUUCCGCUGAGGCUGUACAGAAGUUUCUCACAACCUCUGCUGCAAACAGCCAUUCUGCCACCGCUCAGCAAACAGAUGGCCAGCCCCACCCUCCUAAAGCAGACAAAGCAGCACAUGAUUGGCUGACUAAACCAGAGGCAGGUCCACAGAGGGUCACAGCUUUCACACCCUUUAAACAGAGUGUACCAGCAACAGGAAAUGAGUGCGGCCUCUCGGGUCAGCAUGAGCCGAGCCACAGCCUGCCUUUCUCUGUGGCUGAGAUCAGCACUGCUAUCUAUAAGAAAAUGGCUGCCAGUUAUGCUGCCAGGCCACAGCCUAUCUACCCCCAAAGCCAACAGCAGUCCUCUUUGGCCACUAAUCAUGCUGACACCCUUCCAGACCUCAGGCAGGGCCAUGUAGCUAGUGAUAACUGGGCCGGGAAGGAAGAGUUAAAGGUAACUCUUUUGGAGCAGGACACUGAUGAUGUGAACUCUGUGUCAGCCCAGCAGAUCCUGGAUGAUUUCAUGCAGCACCUGCAGUUACACAAGGAGGCUGGUGAAAGGAAGGAGCAACAGAGUGGGCAGAGGUGUAGGGCAGAAGUAACAGAGUGAAAAUGCCACAGGCACAGUUGACGCUCAUCUUAAUGCUUCGAAAUGUGCAUUUAUUCAUGUGUCUCAUGAAUAUCUGUCAGGUGGAAAUACUGUAUUUUGAAAAUGCUGUGGUUAAGAAAACUUGAACAUUAUGUUAUUUUAGGCUAUCUGUGGGCAACAAAGGAGGGCUUUGCAUAAUAGUCAGAAGAUUUUCAUACACAAAAAGAAAGAAAGAGCCACAGCUACAUAAAAAACGGAGAAAAAUUCCAGUAAAAUAACAAAAUAACCAUUUAUUUUAUUAAAAAUAUGCUUUAUGUAUAAGUUCUGUAGUAUUAAUUUACUGUCUAUUUUUUAUUACCUUUUAGUUUUCUUCCAAAUUGAUAGUGCAGGCAAAAGGUCAUGGGGGUAGCUGGAGCCUUUCCUAGCAGAUAGAUCACCAGUCUGAUGUAGCACUGACACAGAGAGACAACUAGGGCCAGUUUAGAAUCACCAGUUCACCUAACCCCACUAAUUGCACGUCGAACCUUCUCGCUAACCACCUCGUCACCAUGCUGCCCACUUUAUACAGACUACAGAAGCGUUUAAUUGUCUCUGAUAAUAGAUUAUUGACACUGAUGGGAUCAAAUGC
This is a messenger RNA of Pundamilia nyererei, 3577 nucleotides long. RefSeq lists its product as uncharacterized. The record is from RefSeq and is a predicted model, not a curated record. Bases 334 to 2970 code for a protein of 878 amino acids. NCBI's taxonomy places the organism in Eukaryota, Metazoa, Chordata, Actinopteri, Cichliformes, Cichlidae. The transcript is spliced from 7 exons.